Messenger RNA from Knipowitschia caucasica, 978 nucleotides. NCBI's taxonomy places the organism in Eukaryota, Metazoa, Chordata, Actinopteri, Gobiiformes, Gobiidae. The record is from the annotation of a GenBank genome assembly.
AUGAUCUGCGACAGUCUCAAAACAGUGGAGCAGAAGAAAGGCAAAGAAAAAGCCCUCACAUGCGGAGCAGCCCCUGACAGGAAGCCGCCCAUCUGUGGCCAAACAGCUGGGGGCCAGACGCGCCGGACAGUGGGGGCCGCCGGGAGUUUGCUGGGCUGGAACACUUCACUGUCACAAGGAAUCUCCACUGAUCACCUUUUACGCCGCCUUAAACGAGGCACUUUAGGCCGAAACGGGACGAUUAACCUCCACGACUCCGUGAAGCUGAUCAAGUUCGCGGACGACACCACCCUCAUUGGACUCAUCUCCAACAACGAUGAGUCCGCCUACAGGAGGGAGGUGGACCGGCUGGUGUCCUGGUGCAGUGGUAACAACCUGGAGCUGAACGCCCAGAAGACAGUGGAGAUGAUUGUGGACUUCAGGAAGAGCACUGUCCCCCCACCCCCACCCUCCGUGAUGGACUCCCCCAUCACCUCUGUGGAGUCCUUCCGUUUCCUGGGCACCACCAUCACCCAGGACCUCAAGUGGGAGCCGACCAUCAGCUCCCUCAUCAAGAAGGCCCAGCAGAGGAUGUACUUCCUGCGGCAGCUCAGGAAAGCCAAGCUGCCUGCACCGAUGUUGGUGCAGUUCUACACGGCCAUCAUCGAGUCCAUCCUCACCUCCUCAGUCACCGUGUGGUUCGCUGGAGCCACAGUCAGGGACAAACAGAGACUACAGCGCAUUGUGCGCUCUGCAGAGGAAGUGAUCGGCCGCAGCCUUCCAUCGCUGCAGGACCUUGCGGUGCAUUGUCUGGUGGUGAUCUCACAUUACCCUAUCAUCCCCCUCUCAUCCCCUCUGCACUCCACGUCCCUCGCCCUGACCCUAAACACGUCCAAAACACACCACUCCACGACUUCAAACGCAUCACAAGUCUCUCCCCCGUUCUCAAACCCGCACACAAUCCACCGAAACCCGAUAUUCUCGCGGAUGAUGUUAUGA